AUGGUAACCACAGAAAUCUGCGUCUUCACCCUCCUCGACACAAUCACCCUCCCAGACCUCCUCGACCCCUCCUCGGUCCAUAAAUCCUCAAUCGCAACCGUUCUUUCCCAACCGGGCUGUCAAUCCUUCCACUGGGGCGUAGGAAUCCAAGAUCCUCUAAAGUUAUUCUGGUUUAUCGAAUGGGACUCCCUCUCCUCCCACCAACUCUUCCAAUCCCAACCUUCAUACCCCUCCUUCGCCUCAACCCUCAUAACCACCCUCACAAACCCCUCAUCCGAAUCUCCAAUCUCAGUUUUACACUAUAACCUCCCAACCCCUCUCUCCACCUUCCCAAAAAAGCCAUACCUAGAAUACUUCUCCCUCCCCACCCUCCCAUCCUCAAACUCCAGUAUAUCAUCUACAUUCGAAACCCUUCAAGUCGCUUUAUCAACCUACGACCCAGAGGAAGAAGGAGGGAAAUCUAUCCCUUCAACAUACGCAUUCUCAAUCGAUGAAGGUCAUGAGAAUCUGCUUGUAUCGUUGAUCGGAUGGAAGGAUAAAGAUCAACAUGCUGCCUUUUUGAAAACAGACGCGUUUGCGAAGGCGGAACCGGAGAUGAGACAGGUUGCUGCGGGUCCUCCAACGGCUCUUCAUGUGGAUUUGCAGGAGUGGGAGUAG
Messenger RNA from Orbilia oligospora ATCC 24927, 657 nucleotides. RefSeq lists its product as uncharacterized. Lineage: Eukaryota; Fungi; Ascomycota; Orbiliomycetes; Orbiliales; Orbiliaceae. The record is from RefSeq and is a predicted model, not a curated record. The transcript is spliced from 2 exons. Bases 1 to 657 code for a protein of 218 amino acids.